Messenger RNA from Abrus precatorius (Indian licorice), 2716 nucleotides. Its product is annotated as pentatricopeptide repeat-containing protein At3g49710. The record is from RefSeq and is a predicted model, not a curated record. NCBI's taxonomy places the organism in Eukaryota, Viridiplantae, Streptophyta, Magnoliopsida, Fabales, Fabaceae. The transcript has a single exon. The coding region runs from base 181 to 2361 and encodes 726 amino acids. Gene Ontology annotation, biological process: RNA modification. Gene Ontology annotation, molecular function: RNA binding; protein binding; zinc ion binding.
UUUCCUUUUGAAGAAAAGAAACCUCCAAAAGGGAAGUCUCAAUAGUUGGUAGUGUAGUGGCGCAGAAAAACUAGAACGCGAUUCCAUGGAGGUGUUAGUGAUUAGUUGAAGUCAUAAGCCAUGACGAUAGGCAUCAUUGUUCAUUACCUUCUCUUUGGACUCAAUAUCUCACAUUAUUAGAUGAUUCAAUUCCCAUGCACACACCCACUUCAACAUCUUCAAACCUUCCGCAACGUUCUCAAAACUUGCAUAGCCCAAAGAGACCUCAUCACAGGCAAAGCCCUUCAUGCCCUUUACCUCAAGUCCCUCAUUCCAGCCUCAACCUUCCUCUCCAACCACUUCACACUCCUUUACUCCAAAUGUGGGUCCCUCCACAAGGCCCAAACCUCAUUCCACCUCACCCAAUACCCCAAUGUCUUCUCCUACAACACCCUUAUCAAUGCAUAUGCCAAACACUCCCUUAUCCACCUUGCCCAGCAACUGUUUGAUAAAAUUCCCCAGCCAGACUUGGUGUCUUAUAACACCCUUAUAGCUGCUUAUGCUGAUAGGGGUGAGUGUGGGCCCGCUUUGAGGCUCUUUGAGGAAGUUAGGGAGGCUGGUUUGGACCUUGAUGGGUUCACGUUGUCGGGCAUGAUCACCGCGUGCAGUGGUGAUGUUGGGUUGGUGAGGCAGCUGCAUUGUUUUGUGGUGGUGUGUGGGUAUGAUUGUUAUGUGUCUGUGAAUAAUGCGGUUCUUGCAUGUUAUAGUAGGAAGGGGUUUUUGGGUGAGGCAAGGAGGGUGUUUAAGGAGUUGGGGGAGGGUGGGGGCAGGGAUGAGGUGUCAUGGAAUGCGAUGAUUGUGGCGUGUGGUCAGCACCGGGAAGGAAUGGAGGCAGUGGGGUUGUUUAGGGAGAUGGGUAGGAUGGGGUUGAGGUUUGACAUGUUUACUAUGGCUAGUGUUUUGACCGCAUUUACUAGUGUUAAGGAUUUGAUUGGGGGGAUGCAGUUUCAUGGGAUGAUGAUUAAGAGUGGGUUCCAUGGGAAUUCUCAUGUUGGGAGUGGUUUGAUUGAUUUGUAUUCUAAGUGUGCUGGUGGCAUGGUGGAAUGUAGGAAGGUGUUUGAAGAGAUUUCUGCACUGGAUUUGGUUCUUUGGAACACAAUGAUCUCUGGAUUUUCGCAGUAUGAAGACUUGUCUGAAGAAGGUCUUUGGUGUUUUCGGGAGAUGCAGCGUGAUGGUUUUCGUCCGGAUGAUUGUAGCUUUGUGUGUGUGACUAGUGCUUGCUCUAAUUUGUCAUCCCCCUCUGCGGGUAAACAAGUCCAUGCAUUGGCAAUCAAAUCAGACAUUCCUUAUAAUCUUGUUUCGGUGAAUAAUGCUCUUGUUGCAAUGUAUUCUAAAUGUGGGAAUGUUAAUGAUGCAAGAAGGGUGUUUGAUACAAUGCCGGAGCAUAACACAGUAUCAUUGAAUUCAAUAAUUGCAGGGUAUGCACAGCAUGGUGUUGAGGUUGAGUCACUCCGGCUCUUUGAACUGAUGCUGCAAACGGGUAUUGCUCCUAACAGCAUAACCUUUAUAUCUGUUCUUACUGCAUGUGCACACACUGGAAAAGUUGAAGAGGGUCAGAAAUAUUUCAACAUGAUGAAAGAAAAUUUUGGUAUAGAACCGCAAGCAGAACAUUAUUCAUGCAUGAUAGAUCUUCUGGGUCGGGCAGGGAAAAUCAAGGAGGCUGAGAGGAUUAUUGAGACAAUGCCAUUUAAUCCCUGUUCUAUUGAAUGGGCUGCUUUGCUUGGUGCGUGUAGGAAGCAUGGAAAUGUCGAGCUGGCUGUGAAAGCAGCCAAUGAGUUCAUCCGGCUGGAACCGUGCAAUGCUGCUCCGUACGUAAUGCUUUCAAAUAUGUAUGCUAGUGCCGGCAGAUGGGAAGAGGCUGCAGCAGUUAAAAUGAAAAUGCGGGAAAGAGGAGUGAAGAAGAAACCAGGUUGUAGUUGGAUUGAGGUAGAUAAGAAGAUGCAUGUCUUCGUAGCUGAAGACACUUCACAUCCAAUGAUAAAAGAGAUUUAUAAGUACAUGGGGGAGAUGUUAAAGAAAAUGAAGCAAGCAGGGUAUGUUCCAGAUGUAAGAUGGGCAUUGGUGAAAGAUGAAGAGGUAGCAGCAGAUGAGAAAGAAAGAAGGUUAUUAUAUCACAGUGAGAAGCUAGCAGUUGCAUUUGGCCUUAUCUCCACCCAAGAAGGGGUGCCUAUACUGGUUGUGAAGAACCUAAGAAUUUGUGGCGAUUGCCACAAUGCCAUCAAACUUAUUUCAGCCAUCACUGGCAGGGAAAUCACGGUUAGAGAUGCUCACAGGUUUCAUUGCUUUAGGGAUGGGAGCUGUUCUUGCAGGGAUUAUUGGUGAUAACUGUUAAUGUAAUCAACGGUGCCACACCUAAUAAUCAACGGUGCUUCUUCGGAGGGAGCAUGAAUUAUAAUUUGAAAAAUGUUUUAUAGAUACUCAUGAAACUGUCUACACCCAGGGAGAGAAAGAGAUAGAAAAUUGAUAGAUGUGAUAGGAAGACAGAGAGAGAGAAAUGAGAGGUUUUGAUGGGUGUUAACACUGUAGAUGUUUAUGAAUCAUAGUUGUUGCAAUUUAUACUGCCAUAUUGGUUGUAUACCUAGCUAGCAGCUGAGGUUAAUGUAAUAAUAGGUCAAAUGACCAGUGAGUUUUCGAAUAUCAACAGAAUUUUAUCAAUACGAAAUUACCAAUUGGCAAU